CUUCCCGACCUCGCUCUCCCUCCUCGCGCUUUCCUGCACCAGGCACACAAAACCCUCGCUCCAGAGGCACACGCAAGGCCUAACCAACGGCUGUAACUGUCGUCAGUCGUCACCACUGUUGCCGCCCCUUAAAUAUCCCAAAAGACCACCCCAAGCCCAAAAACGCAAGCAAAACGCAGCGCAGACACACUCCGUCCACACAAACACGCGAGCAGCGGGCGAGCAUCCAGAGGUCAAGCAUUUCCCCAGUGCCUGGCUGGAAUCGGAGCUUCAAGCUAUCUGCGUCCACACUCGUCGAGUAUUCCGGCCAUGGCCGUGGCGGAGCCGUCAAGAACAGGGCCGCCGCCUCGCGUCUUCCUCCUCGUCUUCGCCAUCCUUCUCACGGCCACAGCAGAUGAGGCGGUGGCAGCCGGAGGCCUAUCGAUCGGGAUCAACUACGGGCAGAUCGCGGACAACCUCCCUUCGCCGUCCCGCGUGUCCAUGCUCCUCCGGUCGAUGCAGGUGAGCAAAGUGAAGCUCUACGACGCCGACCAGAAUGUGCUGAGCGCGUUCCUCGACACGGGUGUGGAGUUCGUCAUCGGCAUCGGCAACGAGAACGUGUCGGCGAUGGUGGACCCGGCGGCCGCGCGGGCGUGGGUCCAGCAGCACGUCCGGCCGUACCUCCCGAGCACGCGCAUCACCUGCAUCACCGUCGGGAACGAGGUGUUCAAGGGCAACGACACCGACCUCAAGGACAGCCUCCUGCCGGCGAUGAAGUCCGUGUACCAGGCGCUCGGCGCGCUGGGCCUGCAGGGGCAGGUGAACGUCACCACGGCGCACUCCCUGGACAUCAUGGGCAGCUCCUACCCUCCGUCCGCCGGCGCGUUCCGGCCGGACGUCGUCCCGUACAUCCAGCCGCUCCUCGACUUCCUGUCGGCGGCGAGGUCCCCGUUCCUCAUCAACUGCUACCCGUACUUCGCCUACAAGGACGACCCCACCGGCGUGCCGCUGGAGUACGUGCUCUUCCAGCCCAACGCCGGGGUGACGGACCCGACCACGGGGCUCAACUACGACAACAUGCUGUACGCCCAGGUGGACUCGGUGUACGCCGCGGUCCAGGCGCUGGGCCACACCGACGUGGACGUGAAGAUCUCCGAGACCGGGUGGCCGUCCAAGGGCGACCCCGACGAGGCCGGCGCCACGCCGCAGUACGCCGGGAUCUACAUCGGAAACCUGCUGCGGAGGAUAGAGACGAAGCAAGGGACGCCGCUGAGGCCGGCGGUGCCCAUAGAUGUCUACGUCUUCGCGCUCUUCAACGAGAACCUCAAGCCGGGGCCGGCCUCCGAGCGGAACUACGGGCUCUUCUACCCCGACGGCACGCCGGUCUACAAUGUCGGCCUGCGCGGCUACCUCCCGCCGAUGGAUGAAUCGGACGCCACGCGGACGGCGAUUCACUUCUUGGCGCUCAUCGCCUUGGCAUUUGUCACCCUCGUCUUAUCCUGAGAGUAUAUACUGCUGACCACUGCAGACUGCAGUAAAGCGAGCAAAGAUGUUGAGCCUGAGCAUCUUUAGUUAAACCCAAAGCCCGAGCAUCUUUUGCUGCUAGGGAUUUCACUGGUAGAUCACAAGGAUGCUCGUGAUCAUCAGAAACGCACAGCUAGCCCUGGCAAAUCACUCUUGUCAUUUCGGCAGCAUACAGGAGCUGUAGCUGUUAACUCCAUACAUACAUACAUACUGAGAAUGAAGUUUAACUAACUGCUUGGGCCAUACAUACAUACUGAGAAUGAAGUUUAACUAACUGCUUGGGCAUGAUAGAUGGCCAAUAUUUGUACAAACAACAAUCAUUUAAUAGGAUUCCUCUUGAUUCAUUCUGGACAUAUCUUCUCUGUACAUGAAGCUGUAUAGUAUUUGUACAUAGGACAAAAAUAUUCAGGACAAGGCUGCCAAUUUGUCA
Messenger RNA from Aegilops tauschii subsp. strangulata, 1933 nucleotides. RefSeq names its product glucan endo-1,3-beta-glucosidase 14. Gene Ontology annotation, molecular function: hydrolase activity, hydrolyzing O-glycosyl compounds. The record is from RefSeq and is a predicted model, not a curated record. NCBI's taxonomy places the organism in Eukaryota, Viridiplantae, Streptophyta, Magnoliopsida, Poales, Poaceae. Gene Ontology annotation, biological process: carbohydrate metabolic process.